ACGCUGCUAUUUUUUAGGGGCUUCGUGGUGAAUGAUUUUGCUGGUAGCAAUGUAAUUCACCACGGGGCCCCCAGAACCCUGGAAUGGUUUUCCUAAAUGUUGGGCUGGUGAGGGAGAUCCGUGAUCUCCCCAACCAGUCCUGGAGGCUGCUGCACCCUAGCUACGGCCCUGAUUCACAACCACAGCACCUGUGACAACUUUAUGCUGAUUAGAACCUGUCUCAUACUCCAGUAAAAUAAGGAUUCUGCCGCGAGCGCCGCUGUAAUCUUUACAAAUGUGUUGUGUUAGUAUUUUUGGUCUCUUUGCCAGGAAUUCUUUAAUCAGUAUAAGUGACGUGUGACAUUGCCACUUGCUCGUGAUAAGGUGGGGUCUGCUUUCACUGGGCAUAUGACCAGCGCCUUAGAAGCCGAUCCUUCUUUUGAUCUGAAUUUGUCCCAGCGGAGGAGUUUGCACGUCUGUCCGGAACAUGAAGCUUUCUCUCCUCUUAUUGUUCUUUGCCUUAUUGUUCUCUUUCUCUACAACGAAGGAAGAAAAAGCACAGAAAGGAUCCAAAGUGAAGAAACACAAACCCCCCAAAAUCAAAGAAGAAGACAACGUCCUUGUCCUAACAAGUUCCAACUUUGGACGGGCCCUGAAGGAGAAUAAAUAUCUAUUGGUCAAAUUCUAUGUUGCUUUAUCUGGGCCUUCACAAACAGUGAAAGAAGCAUUCUCUAUAGCUGCAGGUCAGCUCAUGAAAGAGUCAUCGGAUGUUAGGUUUGGUCAAGUUGACAUAACUCAAGAAAAAGAUCUUGGAAAAGAGUUCAAAAUAACGGAAUUUCCUACGAUGAAGCUGUUUGUUGGUGGCGACAGAAAAAAUCCUGUAGACUGUAAAGGUGUGAGAACUGCAUCUGCUUUUGUUACGUGGCUGAAAAGACGAAUGGGGGAGAGCUCCGUAUUCCUUAACACAACGGAUGAGUUUGAGUCUUUCAUCCGGUCCGAUAAAACUACUGUAGUUGGUUUCUUUAAGAACCUGGAAACUAAGAUGGUAGAGCAUUUUUCUGACGCUGCUAAAGAUGUCCCAGAAUUUCCCUUUGCCCGGGUCAGCAAGGAUGACAUAUUAUCGCACGUUGGGAUUACCACAAAUAUGGUUGCAGUUUACAAAAAGGAUAAGCCUGUUCAAUAUCUAAUAUCUGAGGAGGAGGUUAAGAGCAAAAUUGAUCUUGUUCGACUAAUACGAACCUAUGUCAUGGACCUGGUAACAGAAUACAAUUUGGAGACAUCCGUAACUAUUUUUGAUGUUCCCAUUGACAAUCACAUUUUACUUUUUGCCUCCAAAAAAUCUGAAGAUUUCAGAACAAUCUAUGAAAAUUAUGAGCAGGCAGCCCUGGAGUUUAGGGGAAAGUUGGUCUUUGUUUACGUUGAUACGGACGAAACUCGCAAUGGCCGCAUUUUUGAAUAUUUCCGCAUCACGGAAGUCGAUACUCCUGCCAUCCGCGUUUUGAACCUGACCAGCGAUGCGAAGUACAGAAUGCCAGCUGAUGAAGUCAAUUUUGCAAACUUGAAGAAUUUCUGUCAGAACUACUUGGAUGGAAAAGCAAAGCCCAUAACGGACAGUGAAGAAAUUCCUAAAGACUGGGAAAAACAUCCUGUAAAAGUACUUGUGGGGAAAAACUUUAAUCAAGUGGCUUUCAAUAAAACUACUAAUACCUUUGUUAUGUUUUAUGCACCAUGGUCUGAAAAGUGCAAAGAACUAUUUCCUGUAUGGGAGGAGUUAGGAAGGAGAUACCAAAACCAUAAGAAUGUGACAAUUGCCAAAAUUGACUGUACAGCCAAUGAUAUUAAGCUCAUAGUAUUGGAUCGCUAUCCCUUUUUCCGGUUCUUUCCUGCUGGGUCAGAUAUAACGACGACUAUUCAGUAUACAGGAGAAAAGACCAUUGAAGCUUUCACAGAAUAUGUAGAAAAACACAUUGAAUCGGCAAACAAGAACGAAGAUGACCAGACCUCUCGCGAGACGGCUGAAAAUGAUGGUGAGAGACAACAGAAAGAAGAACUUUAGCUACAUUACCUGUUUUCGUAUUACCAUCUUUCACAACUAAAUCUAAAAUAAAAAGAAAAAAUAAAUACA
This is a messenger RNA of Spea bombifrons (plains spadefoot toad), 2104 nucleotides long. RefSeq names its product protein disulfide isomerase like, testis expressed (gene PDILT). Gene Ontology annotation, molecular function: protein disulfide isomerase activity. The transcript is spliced from 11 exons. Gene Ontology annotation, biological process: protein folding; response to endoplasmic reticulum stress. The record is from RefSeq and is a predicted model, not a curated record. Bases 467 to 2035 code for a protein of 522 amino acids. NCBI's taxonomy places the organism in Eukaryota, Metazoa, Chordata, Amphibia, Anura, Pelobatidae. Gene Ontology annotation, cellular component: endoplasmic reticulum.